Messenger RNA from Meloidogyne enterolobii, 273 nucleotides. NCBI's taxonomy places the organism in Eukaryota, Metazoa, Nematoda, Chromadorea, Rhabditida, Meloidogynidae. The record is from the annotation of a GenBank genome assembly.
AUGAAUUUUAAAUUAAUUUUCUUCCUCUCCCUAAUUUCCCUAUUUUUUAAAUUUUCAUUUACCACUCCCCCACCCAAUCCGUUUUUUAAUAUUAAACAACAACAAUUAGUUGAACACUUUGGGGAGGAUAAAUUUAACAAGAAUGAACGUAGUAUGCUUCCAGGCAUGCAAAUGUUGACAGGAACGGCUGCUUUGGUUCAUCCUUUUCUUCGGCGAGUAUGUUACCCCCUAUACCCUCUACCUACCUCUCUUUCCCUUUUCCCCCUCUACUAA